Messenger RNA from Xyrauchen texanus (razorback sucker), 2804 nucleotides. RefSeq names its product cysteine/serine-rich nuclear protein 1-like. NCBI's taxonomy places the organism in Eukaryota, Metazoa, Chordata, Actinopteri, Cypriniformes, Catostomidae. The record is from RefSeq and is a predicted model, not a curated record. Gene Ontology annotation, molecular function: DNA-binding transcription factor activity, RNA polymerase II-specific; sequence-specific DNA binding. Gene Ontology annotation, cellular component: nucleus. The transcript is spliced from 5 exons. Gene Ontology annotation, biological process: regulation of transcription by RNA polymerase II. The coding region runs from base 149 to 1579 and encodes 476 amino acids.
CGCCACACACGUCUCAACAACAGCUGAUCGCAACGAUAGCGUUAUGUGAAUCGGAGGACGUUGUUUCUAUCUUGAUGACUUUUUAAGCGUCGUAUGGUCGUCUCUUCCACUCAUGAUACAAGGAUACACGAUAACUUAACAGAUCACCAUGGCCACUUUGCAAUGUGGGGGUUUAAAGAGAAAAUAUCAGUUCUCAGACGAGGAUGCCAUUUACUCUUCCUCCUCCCCCUCAUCUCACUCUGAGUGGGACUCUGAAGAAGACAGUGCCCAAAGUGAUACUGUGUACUUUAGCCCCAUUGGUCCUUUCCCUUCCAGGCUUCACAUGCCAAUUUCAUCCAUCCUGAAGAAGACGAGAUAUACUCAGUCUAAAGGCAGUGUUCACUUUGGCCUGGUUACAGUGUUCUUCUUCCAGCGGUGUCAAGGCUGCUGCAGUGUGCCCAGUCAUGGUGGCUGCACACUGGGCAUGGUUAAACGGCAUGCUGCCUGCCAGCAGUUCACCCUGAGAGAGCAUGCGGAGGAGCAGCAGCACUUGCAAUUGAAGAGACUCCGUGAGCGACACCAAGAGGAAAGGCUGGAGGCUUUGAGACAGAGGAUGAUCAGCAGUGGCACUCUCACAAUGGCAGAAGCAGCCAACUUGACAUUGAAAGAUGUCCCAGAUGAGGAUGUUGACCUCAGCAGUGCCAAGCUGAAGGAUGGAGGAUUACUCCGUCCCUACUCAUCGAAACGGAGACGUGCAUUGCUGAAAGCUGCGGGUGUGGUGAGAAUCGACCGAGAGGAGAAGAGGCAGCUGCAGGAGCUACGACGUUGGCGGGAAGACUGUGGCUGCCACUGCCAGGGUUUCUGUUAUCCAGAGACCUGUGACUGCAGUCAGGCAGGCAUCAAGUGCCAGAUGGACCGCACCAAUUUUCCCUGCGGAUGUUCAAAGGAAGUCUGCGGGAACCCAGCGGGCCGCAUCGAGUUCAACUCCAGUCGUGUACAGAGCCACUAUAUACACACACACAUGAAGUUAGAGCUGGAAAAGAGGCUGCUGGAGGCAGCCUCUGAGCAGCAAUCUGCAGAGGAGAAUAAAGCUAUAACAUUUACAAUAAAAAACAACAGUCCAGCUUUUCAACUGAGCUCAGAUCUCUGCAGGGAGGCAGAAAAGAGCUCUAGCAGUGACAUGACUGACACCUCUUGCUCCUCAGCUCUGAGUCAGGACUUUGAUAUGGAUGGAAGCCCUCAUGAAUUGGGCCUAUCCACAAAGGAUAAUACACAGUCUGAAAGCAACACCAGUACAUCUCAGUUGAAAUAUCUGGAUGAAAAUGCUAAUCAGGCCGCAUUGGAGUUUGUAAAUGACUCCUUUGAUAUCCCCAAUACACCUUCUCCAUCCGCUGAUAAUACAGCUGACUGUUACAUGGACCUUAGUCUGUCCUCAGACUCUGACCUGGUCUUCUUUGACAGUUUCCAUGAGUACGACCAUUUUAAGGGGAAAAGUCAUAUGGACUACAUGUCACAUAUCCAGUUUCCCAGCUGUCCCAGCCAUGCCCAAAUAGAGGACUCUGGUGUUGGUCUUCUGGAAUCUCUAAUAGGAAUUUCUUAAUUUGUAUCAGAGCAGAACAGUAUUUUUACUGAAGUUUUAAAUGAGCCUUGUUUAUUUGCAAUUUAAACAGUAUGAAAUUUUAUUUGAGAAAUAGUGUAAAUAGUUUCUGAAUUUAAGGAGAUUCAUUAACAAUGUAUUUAGAUAUUAAUAUAGACUGUAACAAUAAUUGGUCUCUGUGUAAAUGCAGUUCAAAAACCACUCAUUGAAAAUUAGUGUGAAGUCAUAUGCCAAUUUCAAGUGCACACUGUGUUGCUAAAGCUCACAGAGUUUAUUUCAGGUCCAAUUUUAUAUUUAUACUUUAUAAGCUAAAGGUGUUCAGGCGCUGAAAUCUUUUCCCUCUUUUUUCAGAAAACUACACAGUCUUCUUCAUUACAUUAUCAGGAAUUAUUAUACAUUUUUAAGUGAAAAUGUACCUUUUUAUAAGGUUACAUGUAAGUAAAUAUUCAUAUUUAUUUGUUAAAUGUGUUAUGCUUCAAAUGAUCGUGCAAAUCAGUUUUGUAUUUGUGUAGCAUGUUAAAUUGCUAAGAAGCAUAAUGGCUCUCCCAUAGUGUUUCUUUUUUCAUUUAAAAGUUUUAUUUGUAAUAAAUAUAUAUAUAUAUAUAACAAAAACCAGGCUACAUUUGCUUUGAUAAUAUUUCACUCUGUCUGGUAGGCCACUAAUUCAUGUUUUUGGACUUUUUAAAAUGUGUGCAAUUACUUUUUUCUUUGUGGAAUAACUUCAAUAAAUUUUAUUUCACAAAACCAAUGAGAAAUACUUAUUUGAAGAAGAAGAAAAAAAGACUCUGGAAGAACUAUUGUAAUUCAAAGAAUACACAGCAAAAUCUCGAAGAUGGAUAAUAAAAUCUUGUGGAGGAUAAAAUCGAUUUUUAUUAAGGCAUUAUUGAACUCUUAAACUUAUCCAGUUCUCAACCUAUUGAUUUAGGUACUCAUUAUUUCGAUUUAUUUUUAAAUGUUUUUAAAAACAAAUUUGGGAUCAUUUCAUACUCAUGCUGGUUUCAUACUCAUAUUACAAUGAACAGUACAAGAUUGCUUUCUAAUUGUUCUCAACCUGAAAAUAAUUUAAAGGUAUCAACAACCUGCUUUAUUCCAAAUACAAGGACAAGAACCUGAACAUUUUUGGUAACACUUUACAAUAAUUUUCCAUUUGUUAACAUUAUAUAAUGUAUUCGGAAUCAUGAAGUACCAUUGAACUAUAUAUUUUAUAAAGCAUUUAUAACGCUAGUCA